GACGCGCUCUGGAGGGUUUCCUUUCUACUUCACUUGAUCUCCUAACCACCGCUUUCGAAAGAUCUAUUUAAUCAUAAUCGCAAAAUGGCAAAAAUAUUCUCCCUCGACGGCAAAGGCCUCAAACUCGAUACCGCAGAAGACAUCGAAACCCACGCAAAACCUCUCCUCGAAGACACCACAUUCACAGAAGUCCACCUCGGUGGCAACACGAUCGGUGUCGCCGCAUCUGAACGUCUUGCUGCGGCUCUCGCAACCCAAAAGAAUCUACAAGUCGCCGAUCUCGCUGACAUAUUCACUUCGCGCCUCCUGUCCGAGAUCCCCCCCGCGUUAUCGGCGUUGUUGAAUGCGCUGUUGGAGAUUCCCGGUUUGCAUACGGUGAAUUUAUCGGAUAAUGCAUUUGGACUUAAUACGCAAGCGCCCCUUGUGGAUUAUUUGUCGCGCGCGGUCCCUCUUCAGCAUUUGAUUUUGAAUAAUAAUGGCUUGGGACCUAAGGCUGGCGUGCUUGUUGCCGAUGCACUUACGGAAUUGGCGAAGCAAAAGGAAAAAGCGCGCAGUGAGGGGAAGGAUGUCCCGCUUUUGGAAUCGAUUGUCUGUGGACGUAAUCGGCUCGAGAACGGAAGUAUGGAAGCUUGGGCGACUGCUUACAAGGCGCAUGCGAAGGGUAUGCGCUCUGUGAAGAUGACACAGAAUGGUAUUCGUCAGGAAGGUAUUUCGCUGCUCUUGAAGGCUGGAUUGAGUCACGCUGCUGGGUUGGAGGUCCUGGAUUUGCAAGAUAAUACCUUCACGUUACUCGGAUCUAAUGCGUUGGCCAAGGUCGUUCAGGGAUGGGCUUCGUUACGCGAACUUGGUGUUGGCGAUUGUUUGUUGUCUGCCCGUGGCGGUAUCAAGGUUGCUCAGGCUCUUGCGGCUGGUAAAAACGAGAAAGUUGAGACAUUGCGUUUGCAAUACAACGACAUUAAUGCGGAGGGUGUUAAGCAAUUCUUGUUCGCGGCCAAGAGCUCUCUACCAGCUCUGAAACGUAUUGAGUUGAAUGGAAAUAAAUUCAUGGAGGAUGACGGCAAUAUUGAGGAGUUGCGUGUAUUGCUCGAAAAGAGACAGGAGGAGCAUGGCAAGGACGAGGAUCCUGAGGAUACCUGGGGUAUCGAUGAAUUAGACGAACUCGAGGAAGAUGAGGAAGAAGAUGAAGAUGAGCAGGAUGAGGAAGAGGAAGAGGAAGAACAUUUGGCGGAUAAGACCUUGAAGGAGACCAUACGUGCAGAGGAUGAGCCUGUCAGCCAGAAGAAGGAUGAUGACGUGGAUGCGUUGGCUGAUGCACUUGGCAAGGCUGGGAUAUAAACAGCCCAUUCUUCAUUUUUUAUCAACAAACAAUCCCGUCAUCGAGAAGCAUUCCUUCGAAGAAGCAUGGCUCAUCUCACAUAUGCCGUCUCUCGUCCUGCUUCCCCCAAUGUUCAUCGGCCAUGUGGACACGAAACCGCAAUACCUUCCGGGAGAAAUGAAAAGUCCAAAAGGCUCGAGUUGUUUUACUGCAUUUUUCUAUCGCUGUAAAUAAGCAGAUUCAUAGAUCAUGUCGAUUUGGUCUGCCUCACCCAGCCAUCGAUGAUCGCUGCAUGGCUUACCACCCUGUCUCCUAGCCCAUGAUGCUCAUUGCUUAGAGCCUUUCCUGUCUGUUCUCUUUGUAUAGCAAUUAAUCAAGAUACCAAAUUUU
Molecule: messenger RNA, 1705 nt
Organism: Talaromyces stipitatus ATCC 10500
Lineage: Eukaryota; Fungi; Ascomycota; Eurotiomycetes; Eurotiales; Trichocomaceae
Product: ran GTPase activating protein 1 (RNA1 protein)
Exons: 1
Coding region: 85-1335 (416 amino acids)
Biological process (GO): activation of GTPase activity; nucleocytoplasmic transport
Cellular component (GO): perinuclear region of cytoplasm; cytosol; nucleus
Molecular function (GO): GTPase activator activity; small GTPase binding
Source: RefSeq, a predicted model, not a curated record